AUGGCCCCAACCAUAUCUCUUCUUCGUCGCGAUACGGAGACCUCAGCAGGAAAUCUCAACACGACAGUCAUCAUCGGUUUUUCCGUCGCCGGUGUUAUCCUCCUCGGUUUCUUUGCAUGGCUUGCACUCCGUUUCUACCGGAAGCGAUCGCAGGACAAAGCAUCCUCCAACAGGAACACCGCGUUCCUCAACGUCAAAGGUGUCAUGAAGGAGGGCGAGGACGAGAAAAUCGUAGACGCAUCGCCGGGCAAGACGAAUGGCUUCUCCAGAGCGCAGCUUACGCGGUCCAUUGUGAUGCCCAACAAGACCAUCGUCCGUCCUGAUGCAACCAAGGACGAGAUCAUCAAAUUCCACGUCGACAACGGUACCAUUACCCGCCCCUUUUCAUUUGCCAUGAACGCCGGGCUUGUCCCUCCUCCGUCGCCCGGCCGAUCCAGCUCCUCUGGCUCACGUCCCGUAUCAACCAUCUCCUGGGUCGGCGAACAUCUUCCCUCACCCAAACGCGCUUCGCGUCACAGCUCGAUCUUCAACGCCGCCACCCGCAUCACCUCCUCCAUCUACAGUACCGGUUCUUCCAACACUGGUGCCGAGAAACGCGCAGUCCGACAGCUCUUUAACCCCGUGCUUCCCGACGAGCUUGUCAUCAGUCUUGGCGAGAAGGUUUCCGUCAUGCAGUCCUUCGACGACGGCUGGUGCAUCGUUUGCAGAGAUAGCAUGCUCGGUCCCGGUCAGGUCGAGAUGGGAGCCAUCCCGGCAUGGGUUUUCAUCAAACCGGUUCAGGGUCUCAAGACGGAGCGGCCGAUGCGAAGCUCCAGUUUGGGUGUCACGGUCGAGAUGAACGGUCCGGGUUUCUCGUCCAGGGAGGAGUGUGUCUCCUGGUCAAAUUUCUGA
This is a messenger RNA of Stereum hirsutum FP-91666 SS1, 891 nucleotides long. RefSeq lists its product as uncharacterized. Bases 1 to 891 code for a protein of 296 amino acids. Gene Ontology annotation, molecular function: protein binding. NCBI's taxonomy places the organism in Eukaryota, Fungi, Basidiomycota, Agaricomycetes, Russulales, Stereaceae. The record is from RefSeq and is a predicted model, not a curated record. The transcript is spliced from 2 exons.